This is a messenger RNA of Gamsiella multidivaricata, 354 nucleotides long. RefSeq lists its product as uncharacterized. The record is from RefSeq and is a predicted model, not a curated record. NCBI's taxonomy places the organism in Eukaryota, Fungi, Mortierellomycota, Mortierellomycetes, Mortierellales, Mortierellaceae. Bases 1 to 354 code for a protein of 117 amino acids. The transcript is spliced from 4 exons.
AUGGGGCCCCCUCUUGGUUCGAUAAGUCAACUAGGAGUGCGCUACCUUCUGCGGAGGCACGUCCUAGUGUGCUUUGAGGGCGUCAAGUACGUCAAGAACGAUGGAAGCGUUGUGAGCUUCAUGACAGAUGACGAUGACGAAGACCUUGCUUAUUUAAUAGGGAUCGCUCUCGAGGUGGCGAUGAAGGAUGCUGAUCUUACUGGUGAACGAGUGCGAAGUGCUCAGAGGGCUUCUGAAUCACUUCAAAACGUUCAGCAACGAUUUACAAUCCUCCUCCAGACGGCAGGGCUUCAGCAUCACCUCACUAAGGCUGGGCCCAAGGUCAUUGAUAUUUCUUUGGGACACGCUUAUUGA